Messenger RNA from Penicillium chermesinum, 315 nucleotides. RefSeq lists its product as uncharacterized. NCBI's taxonomy places the organism in Eukaryota, Fungi, Ascomycota, Eurotiomycetes, Eurotiales, Aspergillaceae. Bases 1 to 315 code for a protein of 104 amino acids. The transcript is spliced from 3 exons. The record is from RefSeq and is a predicted model, not a curated record.
AUGUGGCUCCAGAGAUCAGCCCAUCGGUUACCAUCGGUUCGACCGCACAUUCAAACUGUCGCCGCUAGGAGAUCAUGGAGCUCCACUCCAAAACUCAGCUCGCCUGAGCAGCCGAGCAAAUACCGCGAAGGGAUGGCGACCUACCGGAGUUUCGCAGGGCCUUUCAGCAAGGUCUUCUUGGGCGCUGUGCUCACCUAUCAAGUCAUCUAUUGGACGUGGAUGAAGCUUGAAACCGACGAAGAGAAACUGGAGAAGAACACCGAAGUUGCCGCUCUCGAAAAGCAGGCUCGCGAGUUGGCAGCAACCAAGAAAUGA